AUGGAUGCAUCCACCCUCAGUGCUCUUAUUGAUGCGUCCAGUGAAGAACUGGCACAACUUCACAAACGUCUAGGAUGUCCACCAGAGGAACUGGAAAAGGCCAUGGCCGAUCUUAAAGCGUGCAUUCGAGACGCUAUUCAUGCGCAGGUCCACGACGUACAGACGCGUGUCGAGAAAGUCGAAGAGACGUGCCGUAAGCAUGAAGAACGUAUCCAGCUUCUGUGCAAAGUCACAGGGGCUACCCAUACACCGCCCCCCUCGUCAGAGGCGCUCCUGGCACAGCAAGCGCAGCUCGCAGCGGAGCAGACACGGCUGGAGUCGCUGUAUGAGUCGCAUCGUGACCAAUGCGACCUCGUCCUUAGUCAGGCCAAGGCAUUGAAUGAAUGCAUGUCGCAAGCGGGUGGGGAACCCACGCUUCCGCCCGAUGUCGAUGGCAUGCGCAACGUCACACCGGAUACGCUACGCCAACUGGAAGCAUACUUACACCGUGUCCAGGACGUGUACAAAGAACGAAAACUACAGAUGGAGGCGCAAAUCACAGAAAUCUUGCAGCUCUGGUCGGAACUACAUAUCAUGCCUAAGGUGACGGUGCACGCAGGUCGUGCUGUGGCUCUCACAGAGCAGGAUACACAGACUCGUUUCCAUUUGGCUAUUCUGGAGUAUACACAGCAGGUGCCUGUGCUAGACGCCGACAAGGCCUUCCAUGGCCAGUUUGAUCCUAUGCCACUCCCAGCGUCAUCCCAAGGCGAUGCGACACCGGAUUUGCUCCAGCCUACCAACGCCAUCCUUGAACAGAGUGUCGAACUACGCACCUCCUUGGAGCGCGAAAAAUCCGAGCGCGAGUCCAAUAUCCAGUCGUAUUAUGACGAGCUAUGCGAGUUGUGGAUGCGCUUCGAUGUCCCCGAGACGGAAAUGGACGCGUUUGUCCUUGAUCACCGCGGAAGUACGUUGGACGUCGUGGAGGCCUACCGAACGGAGCUGGAGAAAAUGCGCGUGCUCAAGACGCAGCACAUGGCAUUGUUCAUUGCCAAGACGCGCGAGCAGAUUUGGGAGCAAUGGGAUGCGUUGUAUAUGAGCGAAGCAGAGCGUGAAUCAUCGUUCCCUGCGUACUUCCUUACGCUGCCGAGCGAUGACGACUUGGUCUCUGCCUCCUUUGAUUGGGACGAGUUGCUUGCGCAGCAUGAAGCUGUGUAUACCAAGCUGACAGAGAUGCUUGAACAACGUGCACCCAUUCUGCAGCUCAUUGGGCGGUACCGUGCGAUCUGCGACGAAGCGCGAGCGCUGGAAGAAAGCGCGCAGGACGGGACCCGUUUGCUGGGCCGUGGCAACCGUGGCGAUCCAGGCCGAUUGCUCCGUGAGGAGAAGAUGCGGAAACGUGUCAAGGUCCAGAAGCCGAAACUCGAGCAGGAGCUUCUCAAGGUCCUGCCGAAUUGGGAAGCGGAGCACAACAUGCCCUUCUUGAUGGAUGGCGUGCGGUUUAUUGACUAUUUGCGUGAUCAGCUUGGCGGUGCGAAAGAGAAUCCACGCAGCGCACGUCGGCCUGGCGCUCCGUCGACAGAUCGCUUAGGCGCCUCACGUACGGCGAACCAUGUGCCUAGCGCCGCAGCCUCGGACGCCCCGCUCAAACGCCCCCCUACGACGCGGCCUGUAUCGGUCGCUGCGACGCAUCGUCGAGCGCCCACGUCAGCCUCCGCGUCAGGACCGGGCGCGACACGUGGACGUACCGCUUCACAAUCGCGCACGGCGCCGUACCACGUUGCCUCAACGCCCAGUGCCAAGGUCGGUGUGACGUCCUCCGCCUCGACACUGCCGGACGCUCUUUUGACCCCCCCGUCUCAUACGAGUAGUGCGGCAUCGCUGGCCUCAUCAACGUCGUCGCACACACGUACACCCAGCUCGUUAGUAGCCUCUUCGCUAUCUCGAGCGCAUACGCCUGCGUUGCCUCGCUGGUAA
Malassezia pachydermatis is the source of this 1953-nucleotide messenger RNA. RefSeq names its product microtubule associated protein. The transcript has a single exon. Gene Ontology annotation, biological process: mitotic spindle midzone assembly; microtubule cytoskeleton organization. Gene Ontology annotation, molecular function: microtubule binding. Lineage: Eukaryota; Fungi; Basidiomycota; Malasseziomycetes; Malasseziales; Malasseziaceae. The record is from RefSeq and is a predicted model, not a curated record. Gene Ontology annotation, cellular component: spindle; mitotic spindle midzone; cytoplasm. Bases 1 to 1953 code for a protein of 650 amino acids.